CGGCGAGCGUCAGGCGAGGGGGGGGCCCGGCCCGGCCCUUCCCCUGGCCCCCGCGCCCCGAGGAUGGCAGCGCUGCCCGCACGAGUGGCUGGCGGCGGUGUCCCUCCUCUUUUUUUUUCCGGCAGCGGCGGCGGCGGCGGCAGCGGCGGCGGAUCAUUGUUGUGUGGGAGGAGGGUGGCGGGGAUGGACUUGAUCUCUCGGGUCUCCUGCUGAGGCGGCAACACAGCGCGCCCCGCCGCCCAGCCAGCGCCGCGCCGGGCAGGGAGGGACCGGCCCGGCCCCCCGCCCGCUCCCUGGCUCUUUAUUUUUAGGGGGCUCUGCUGCUCCUUUCCCUCGCCCUUAUCUCUCCCCCCCCCCCUUCUCCCCGCCCGCACACACGCACAGGGACACGCUUGCACCCUCCUCCGGUGCCCUUUCAUCCUUCCCCCCCGCCGUCCUCCCGCGCCGGCUCCUGCCGCGGCAGAUGCGCCGCGGGUCACCGCGCAGCUGGGACUAUGGUGAAAUUUCCAGCGCUCACUAACUACUGGCCCCUGAUCCGGUUCCUGGUCCCUCUCGGCAUCACCAACAUCGCCAUCGACUUCGGGGAGCAGGCCUUGAAUAGGGGCAUCGCUGCUGUCAAGGAAGAUGCUGUGGAAAUGUUGGCCAGCUAUGGGCUGGCAUACUCCUUGAUGAAGUUCUUCACGGGUCCAAUGAGUGACUUCAAAAAUGUAGGUCUGGUGUUUGUGAACAGCAAGCGAGACAGGACCAAAGCAGUUUUGUGCAUGGUUGUGGCUGGCGCUGUAGCUGCUAUAUUUCAUACCUUAAUAGCAUAUAGCGAUUUGGGGUAUUACAUUAUUAAUAAGCUGCACCAUGUGGAUGAAUCAGUGGGAAGUAAAACUCGGAGGGCCUUCCUUUAUCUUGCUGCCUUCCCUUUUAUGGAUGCCAUGGCAUGGACCCAUGCUGGGAUUCUGCUGAAACACAAGUACAGUUUCCUGGUGGGAUGUGCCUCCAUCUCAGAUGUCAUAGCUCAGGUUGUUUUUGUAGCCAUUUUGCUUCACAGUCACUUGGAGUGCAGGGAGCCUCUCUUGAUCCCAAUCUUGUCGUUAUACAUGGGAGCACUUGUGCGAUGUACCACGUUAUGCCUCGGAUACUACAGGAACAUACAUGAUGCUAUUCCUGACAGGAGUGGGCCUGAAAUGGGGGGAGAAGCUACGAUAAGGAAGAUGCUGAGUUUUUGGUGGCCUUUGGCAUUAAUUUUGGCAACUCAGCGAAUAAGUAGGCCCAUUGUCAACCUUUUUGUCUCCCGCGACCUAGGUGGCAGUUCUGCAGCCACAGAGGCAGUGGCAAUUCUGACAGCUACAUAUCCUGUGGGACACAUGCCGUAUGGCUGGCUGACAGAGAUCAGAGCAGUGUACCCUGCUUUUGACAAGAAUAACCCCAGCAAUAAAUUGGUGAACACGAACAGCAUCGUCACAGCCACACAUAUCAAGAAGUUCACUUUUGUUUGCAUGGCUUUGUCCUUAACGCUCUGUUUUGUGAUGUUUUGGACGCCAAAUGUGUCAGAGAAGAUUUUAGUUGACAUAAUUGGAGUAGACUUCGCUUUUGCAGAGCUGUGUGUCGUUCCUUUGCGCAUCUUCUCCUUCUUUCCGGUUCCAGUGACUGUCAGAGCGCACUUGACUGGUUGGCUGAUGACUCUGAAGAAGACAUUUGUGUUGGCACCCAGCUCAGUGCUGCGGAUUAUCGUCCUCAUCACUAGUCUCAUCGUCCUGCCUUACUUAGGAGUUCAUGGAGCCACUCUUGGAGUAGGAUCCCUUCUAGCUGGUUUUGUAGGAGAAUCCACCAUGGUUGCAAUAGCAGCCUGUUAUGUCUAUCGGAAACAGAAAAAGAAGAGGAAUGAGAAUGAGACAGCUGUAGAAGGUGAAGACUCUGCAAUGACCGACAUGCCUCACACGGAGGAAAUGACAGACAUCGUAGAAAUGAGAGAAGAGAAUGAAUAAUAAAUGGGAUGCAAUUGUUCUCUGCAGGGACGAUUGGAGUGACACUUCAGCAUCUUGUCGUCUCUCAUACUUUUUCGUUUGUUCAUUUUUAUUUUUGUAAUAAAGAGGCCUUGAUUUAAAAGGUUUCAGAUAAAUUCUCUAGCAUACUGAGUAUGCUCUCACUGAUGAGGGACCUAAAAAGAGGUCUUUGCUUCUUUAUUUUUUUUUUUCCAAUUGAAUUUGUUUUCUCACUCCAUGCAAACAUAAAAGAUACAAUUGCAUCACUGUAGAGUCUUCCUUACUUAUGCAUCUACCUUCUCUGGACAAUCUGCAUUUGUCAACCAAAGCCCUGCUCUCUGUGCAUGUGUGUGUGUGCAUCUGUAUGGGCAUGCACUUGCACGCUCACACGUGCACACUGGCAUGUGCCACUGGCUCAAUGCUACUGCCAUAAUCCUUCUCCCUCCCCUCUUUCCUUUUCCUUCCUUUUCUUCAUGAGAAAUGUAAAGGAAAAGAAGUUGGAAUACAGAGCUUUAUUUUACUUGCUUGAAAAUGACUUUGCUACAUAAACUAAUAUACUAUGGUGAACUAUAUCUUUUUGUUUGGCCUCGUCACUAGAGCUUAUACUGCACAGGGUAAAAGACAGGGAGGAACAUGUAAGUCUCCACAUACAACGUGGAGAAAAACAGGUUCCUCUCUUGUAUUAAAAGUGUGUGGAUGUAUAUAUACACACACAGGUACAUAAACAGAGACAUACAUACAUAUAUAUUUAUAUAUGUAUGUAUGUAUAUGAUAAAUAAAGUACACACAGGACAAGAACUCUAUUUAGCUUUCAUUCCAGCAGAAAGAUAAUAAUCUUUUGAAAAAUUUAAACAUUUAAUUCAGAAUUUUCUUGAAUCAUUAAGCCCCACCUUACAUAUAAUUUUCUUUAGGGAAAAAAAACAGGCACUAUCCUCUUCUGAAGAGGGUGAUGGCAACUGAUAAACUACAACUGUAUUUAAAUUAAACAAAAAUAAAUAUUGAUAAGCUUUACCAAAGUUCUUGUCCACUGAUCUAACUUUAAUUUUUAAAGGUUGAUUUGCUCUAUAUACUUAUUUCUGGUGCCUCUAUAUUAAAAAAAAAAAAACAAACAUAACAUAUGCAGGAUACCAUGGUAUAUCACGUUACUACACAUAGCUCGAUGAAAUUUUUUAUAUAGAGAUACACAUAAUCACGUGUGUGUAUAUGUAUAUAUACUUAUAUACACAUGGCACACACACUCAUACGUAUGUUUUGCUAUAAUAUAUUUACCUAUGCAGUAGGUCAAAAUCCGUAUGGUGAAUCUCAAGUACUGGUGGUCCUCCAAGUUGAUAAUUAGGGACUUUGUUUAUAUGUUUGCUCUCAAGGCAAGCAUUAUGUGGGAGCUGGGAGCUGCUCCCACCAGUCCUCCAGUGCUGUGCACGGAGCAGGCGGCAGGCGCUGUGUGGCUGUGGCUGAAGUGGGUUAAAUAACAGAGCGUGAGGUCGGGUGGGUGAUUCAAGUCGGGUGGAAAUGAAGCCUGUGUAAGAGAUGACCAGGGAGGUUUUGGGUGCCACUGAUGAUGGCUGCGGCAGCAGCUUGUAUUUCUGUGCUCUUCUGUGUUUGGCUGCAGGGCAGCGUUCAUUACCGGUCUGUAGUACCUUGGGUUCUUUCAGAUUUAAUCACGUCAGAGUCUGGAAACCAUUAUCCUCCAUCCUAUAUCCAUAAACCAGUUAAUUUAAACCUUAUUUAGUAAAAGUAUAUUUUUCUAAGUUGUGGAAAUUAUUAUUUAAUUGUGGACAAAUUCCUAGAUUUAUUUGCCAGGUAGUCCCAGCACUCAGAGAACUGAUCAAAACUAAACAUUACUUUAAAUGUUUUAUCAAUAUAUGUGUAUGUAGACAUACACAUGUGUAUAAAUAUAUAUAUAUUGUAUAUUAUGUACAUUUAUUUUAAACUACAAUAUGUUUCCUAUUUUUCCAAGUUCAGCUAAAAAUGUCUCUACAAAACUACAGAGUUGACUAGUAACCAGUUAUGGCCAUCAUGAAAGGCAUUGUAUCAAUGAACUUUACAUUUUAUCGGAAACAUUUGUACCAAUUUGUUACAUGUGCAAAUGCAAUAAGAAAAAAAGGUAGAAAUUACUGUGUUAACUAACAGAUUUGCAACAUCACUUCUCAGUUAAUGAGCAGUGGCCCUAGGAUGGUAAGACUAAAUCCAUUUACCACGUUUUUCUGUACCACCAUGGGGUAAAUCCUGGUUUUGACAGUAGUUUAAAACAAAAUUUAAAAAAAACCCCUCAGACAAAGUUAUGUGUGCAGUAUGUAGUCUGUGCACAUUCAUGAAUACAGGUUCUCAAACAAUCAUAUGUAUAUAAUGUGUAUAUAGACUGUUACAGAUCACAGUGGCCAUUUGAGGUCUCCUCUAUUCAUGUAGUUUUGGUUUCUCCAGUACAUUUGUAUUCAAGUCCACAAGAUACAGUUUUUCAGGAACUGUAGAGAUGAAACAAGAAAAUAUUUUUGUGUAAUAUUUCUUUGGUACAUGACUAAAAUUCAAACAGCAGUAUUUUUGAAAAAUGUUGAGCAUUACCAAUGUAGGUUUCAAGAUAGUAAUUGCACCAAAAAGUAAAAAAUUGAAAACAAAUUAAAGGAAAACAUGGAGGCUUGUGCUUUACAUAAAAGUUGAACAAACACAAAAGUUGAAUUAUUGGUCACACAGAGAUAAACUAAUGGUAUUGUAAAAGAUAAAUUUUCAAUUGUGUGGGUAAUACUAGUCCUUUAUUUUGCAAGAUACUGAAUGAGCACAGGAGUGGUGGGAUUUGUUUGAGAAUUUAAGCAGUGACAUAAAGACACGUGCAUUGCAUCGCUUUCUGCUUCCUGCAGGUCAUGUGUUCCUUUUCGUUGCUCUGCUGGAUUAACAAAAUGUGAUGACAUUUCUGCAGUGAGUGAUUCCAAGCCAGCCCCUCAUGCUGGUUCAGGUGCUCGCUGGGGGACAGGCAGGGUUCUCAGCAGGAAGAGGUAUGUCCAGGUUGCUAUUCCUCUGUCCCUUGCAGGCACUGGUUAUGCUUCUGGGUACUGCUGGCAGGAGCUUCAGUGACCACUUGAAACGUUGCUGCUCCAGCUCCCAGUCAGUGGCAAAUUAGCUGGACUGGUGAAACAGCCAGUCUGAUGAGUUACAGGCUGGGAGUGGGCAGCCAUCCUCUAUGGCCAAAGCCCCAUUCAGAGCAUUACUGAUUUGAGUAUCUCAGGCAGAUGCUGGUACAUACCCUGUUCUGCACCUUUUCCUUUCGAAAAGGACUUCCCUGAGUUCUAGUAAAAUGGCUUAGCUGUCUCUGUCUUGUGCUGUUGCUUAUGAAAUGGCUAUCUAUCUCUGUGGUAAUUAUUUUACAAUAGAAACGUUACGUUUCUGUGUCAGAGAGCUGGAGCGCAGUCAUCUCAAUGAAUUCAUGUGGAGACUUGGCCUUUCCAGACUGAAUUAUACAAUCGAAGUUACAAUAAAAAGAGGAAAAAUGUUGAUCUUCAUCCUACAUCUCAUGUUGCAGAACAAUUUGCACAGUGGGAAAUAAGAGUAGAACACUGAUAAGCUGUGGAUUAAUGUUCCUCGGCUUUUAAUACAUUUGCAAAAUUGCGUUAACUUGUCUUGAGCUUUCCUUUUUCAGAAUUAACAGGAAACACUCCAGGUUUUUCCCUCACUGCUUUAAGCAGGCUCUCACGCUUACCAAGCCGUGGACUCGAUGCACAAAGCUCUGCAUUUCUCAGCCAGUGCCUGAGGCCAUUUGGGUGCACCAGCAGGUUCCCAAGGCAUGGAGCAGUCCUGCUCCCCAUCCCCCUGGCGCAGCCAUUCCAGGCAGGAGGGCUCAGUUCCCUGCUUGUUAGAUAGAGCCACCCUGAGUGAGAGGAUUGGGUAAGUAACAGAGAAGUCUUUUGUUUUCUACUCAUUUUGCUGCUAAAUAUUUCUUUUGAGCAGGAGAUUUAUAUCUGGCUCUUGCUUAGUGUUUCGCCAAAUCUGCAGCCAGAGAGGAGCAGCCUGAGACGGAGGGUUAGCUGAUGAAUGCAGCUGAUUCAGGGCAGGCCACGGCACAUGAACAGAAACCUUUUGAAGGCAGGAGUGCCUGCUUUUGUGGGAUGGCGCCUCAUGCUUAAAAAGACGGGAGAAAGGAUGCUUUCAGGCCCAGGCACCAGAAUUUUCAGGCAUACUUUCGUGUUGGGCUGCAAGGUGGCAACAGGAAUCAAGCAUCCUGCAGCUCGAGCAUCCCAACCCCACUGCCAGCAUCCUCAGUGAAGUGUGGGACAGUGUAGAGAAUGGCGUGGCAGCAGUAUUGGCUCUGUCUCUCACUGAGGUUUUGUCGUUGUGGCAUGGUUGGCACAGGGUUGAGUGCAGCUGGUUGUUACCUGAGGAUAGCUGCAGGAUUAGUCUACUGGAAGGCCAUGCAUAUGUAUAUGUGUAUACGACAGUGUUGCACAGGCAUUUUUAUUACAACCUCUGUAUAGUUCAUUGGAACAAGGAAGUCUAAACACAAAGUCUAAACAUGAUUUAAAAACUGCAGUUUAAAGCUACAUAAAAGAGUAAAUAAAACAGCAGACCUAUACCAGUAAGCUAAAGCAUGAUUUAGAUCAGUAAGCUGGAAUGGGAGAGAAAGAGGACAUGUUGAAAAACUUAUGGGUAAUGUAUACCCAUCCUGAAUACAACAGCAUGGUGUGGAUAUGAGGGAAUCAAAGGGCAGAAAACAUCAGAGCUGUGGCUGCUGCCAUUUCCCUUUCAGCUGCCCAGUAGAGGGACUGAAGGAUGAGGAAGUGUGUCCAUGAAACACCACUUCUAAGUAUUUUGGUUUCCAAAUGAAAGACUCUUCAGAGAGAAGAGUAUGAAACAUCUUAAGAUGAUUCAAGCAGAAUUAAACCAGCAUGCAGGUUUUAUAAUGCGUAGCGAGGAGGCACUACAUAGUUUCCUGUUUCUGAGUAACUGGCAGGUUUGAAUUAAGGAAACAUCACAUAAAUAUUAAUUAAACACAAGACAAAAUUAUCCCAAUUUUGGUAUCAAAUUGGCAUUUCUCAAAUACCAGCUAAACCAUAAUAUGUUAGGAUUCCCUUCCCCCAUUCAUGUUUGGUUUUUUACUAGAAUUCAAGUGCAGCAAGCCAUCUUUUUUUGAGGGAGCAAGCUCCUGUGGAGGGGAUACAGUGCAGAGCAGGCUGUGGGGGCUUGUGGCAGAGUACCAGGUGGAAUGAAGAGCUCCCGAUUUACUCUGUGCUCUGCAACACACUGUAUAGCAGCCUGACAGCAUCAUGAAACAAGGCAGAAUUGUCAGCUUAGCAGCAAACUUGGUCCAAGUGUGGUCGCAAGCUGUGGCAGCCCUGCAGAGCAGCAGAAGGCCAUGGGAUGCAGGGUAGCCCUGGCUCCGAGCUCAGGCUCAGACAGCCUGUGUGAAUUUUCUUUGGAGAGCCAAGUUCAAUUGUCAGUGCAUAGAUGCAAUCCUCAGCAAAACCAUUGCCAGACUUCUCAGUAAUUGGCACUUUCUGAACAAAAAGGCUAAAGACAAAUAUGAGGGCAGAGCUUUAAGCUCAGCUUGGAGCGUUGACUUGCACAGAAGGGCAUUUUGGCCACAGAUCGUGGAAAUUAAUUGUACAGUUAGUGGGCUUCAGUCUCAGCAUUUCAUAGUCACAGUAUACACUCUAUCUUAGUAAAACAAAGAAUGGCAGUAUAUUUCUAGGUCGUCUUUUGCCUGUAAUCCUGAGGGGAAAGUUUUCCUUAGUAUUAGCAAGCCUUGUCACUGCUCAAAUCAAUUUAUUGGUUUUAUCUCAUUAUUUUCUAUUAUUCCUAGUUCAGUGUCUUCAGACAUUUCCUUAUUUUCUUCUGAAGGCUCCUGCUAGGCUCAUUUUGUCUGUUGGCAUUUUGAGAAGGAAAAUGUAAUCGUCAUGCUGACUGAACGUCAAGUAACGUUGUGAUUAAAAAGUAGCUUACAACAAAACUCUUCUUUGAUGGAGUGUUUUUUACUUCUCAUUUGCUAAGCUGGAAAGAAGAGUCAAAAAGUAGAAGGAGUUGGGGAGUGUCUUUAUUUAAAAUCAAGAAUUAAUUGAGUUAAUUUAAGUUCAUUUCUUAACUCCAGCCACCUUGUUCUUUCUAGUGAUCUGUGAGACCAUGACCCAAACUUUUACAGCAAAGUUAGCACUGCAUCCCCAGAGCAGCACAGAAUAGUUUGAAGUAUGUAGGCUUCAUAUAUUUCACAACUGAAUGUAUAACAGUGGGUUCGAGAGCCUGAUCAACAGGGGCAGUCCAUUUUGUUUAAAAUCCAUCUGGACAAGAGCAGCCUGGUACAAUGUCGAAGGUGGCCUUGCUUUGAGCGGAGGGGGACUUAACAAGAUAACUGGCUGCAAUCCCCUUCCUGCCUAAAUUGUUCUCUAAUUCAACCAGGAACAUAGAGGGGUCCCUUCAUCUUAAAGGACUUAAGAUUGCUUGCCUGUUUUUUAGGGUUUAGGUUCAGGGUUGGGAGAUAGUGCCUAAUAGGGGUCUACAAUGUAGACAUGUGAGCAAACAUCUGAGCUGCACAGAUUCUUUUGCUGAUGACAAAAUGUUCAUAUUGCAGAACCAGCUGUACAUUACCCUCCCACCCUCUGGGAGCCCACAACAAGGACAAAGCAAAAAUAAGUUAUUGUAUCUGCAGAUGAAGUAUUUGAGUACUGUUCAGCACUUUUCCCAUUAACUCUCUAAGCAAAACCACCCGAAAACAGCAAGCAAUUGCACCUAUUACCUGCUUCCUCCCAUCUCUCUUUCUGUGCAUCAUUCAGUGCUUAAAAAAAAAGCUACCCUUUCUCGUAACUCCUUUCUGUAAUCAAGGUAAUGCAAAGUCAAUACUUAUAUUUAUGUAAUAAAAUGGCUUGGCCUAUCUGCAAAUGAGAGCAUAUAAAUCCUCUCUUAGGAAAGGAUGUAUUUCAAAAUUGGAACAGCAGCUUUAUCCAUAAUUCAGCGAAAAAACUCACAACAGAAAUGCAAAGAAAAAAUUGCAGAACUGAAAAAAAGAAAAUUGAUUGCAUUAACUUUUAAUGAGAAUACUGCCUGGGUGGAAAGUAAGGUGUAUGUACACAUGCAGAAAACAGCAGAGCCUGGAACUAAUGUUCAUUACUCAACUUUGUAGUUUGCUCUCCAAAGAAGCACUAAUGUUACUCUGCUUUUGUGUGCUAUUAUGAUGAACAAAAAAAUCCCUCCUGAGCUAUAACAAAACAACUGGAAGGCUACAGGCAGCAAAUUUACUGGUUACUUAGACCAACUGAUUUUAUCUUCAGACUUCGCAAGCACCACAACAUUGCAAAAGCAAAAACUCCAUAAAAGUUAAAGGGACCUAUUUUUGUAGAUGACAUACCCUUACUUAUUACCAUCAACAAGUUUUUCACUUCACUUACUUAAGGUUUAAUAAAAAUACCUGCAGUAUCUAGUAUAUUUUUAAAAAGCAAACGCACAAGAUGCGAAACUCAACCUGUGUUUUCAAACUGGGCAGAAAUGGCCCCCACCAUCACAAAGGCAAGCAAGCUCAAAUCCUGGUGCUUUGGCAGCACAGCCUAGCAGCAUUCCCAAGCUUGAGAAAGCCUUGUUUGGUCUAUAUGGGACAGAAAGCUUCUGGGAGUGCCUAAGGAGGAGCACAUGUGAGUGUAGAGGAGUGAGUGUGUGUAUGGGGAGAGAGACAGACGGCUGCAAAUGAAUGAGUUGAAGCAUCUUUUGCAAGCACCCUGCGCUAUGUUACCCUGCAAGGACCACACUGGUGGGCAGAGAGAACCAUAAGCCCAUUCUAUUAUCAUCUUUAGUGAAAGGUUCACUUUAGUGAGAGGUUAUCAGGCAGUCUUACUAGAUAACUAGAUAAAGACAAACUUUACCGUGCAAACUGUCUCAGCUUUUGCAAUGGAGAAGCCAGUAUCACACACCCUGCUCUCUCCGUCUUUGCAUACUUGAGCAGGGCCUGCCACAAGGUCACUCCAGAAGGAAACUACAAAGGUUGAGCAAAACCUAAAGUGCAGAGCAGCAGAUGAGGACUAUUUUGUCUUCACAGCAGGAAAUUAUCACGGAGGAGAACCAAACUGUGUAGAUAUAACUCCUAGGAAGUCUCUUAAAAGAGAUGGAGUUUCUGAACAAAGAUAGCUUUGACCACAUCAUGCAAGGUCAGACUCCACCAUUAAUAACCUAAGACUACAAAGAUAGAAGGUUCUCCAAUCUCAGAGGGGUGCUAUAAGGAUAACAUUCACUAAUGCUGGUGACGGAUGCUUGGAUAAUACAGGGAACAGUGUCACAGAAAUGCCUAAAAAUUAGAAUAUUUGCAUGUUCUAAUUGUGCCUUUGGGUUCUCUAAAAUUGACUUGUUUUUAGUUUUAUGGAAAUACUUUUAUAAUUGGGAGCGAGGAGUAGUGUCUGGAAGCAAGAUCCUAAAAAAAAGCAGCCCAAAAUCUGAAGACUCUUGCUUAGUAAAGAGGGGAAAGGAAGUUUGGGAGCCUUAUCUUUUCCUGACGCAGCCCUCUGACCAUGGAUUAUUCUGCAGGACAACAUCUUGUUCUCAGCAGGCUUACAAUGCUGAAAGAGGCAAGAGCAGUAACUGGCCACACUUUGCUGAAGUUGCAUUGGGAUUAAGGUCAAUUCUCUAUAGAAAAAUUCUCUACAGAAAAGGCCCCAUUUUUCAGUUUGCUUCUGUAAUUUGAAGGUAAUCUGAGAACUAGGGAAAUGCAUAUUUCACCUGAGAGGUAUCACUUGGUUUUUAUGUCUUUCAGAAUAUCUUUCAGCAUCAGAUUCAAAUUCUUUUAGUAAGAUAAAGCUGUUUUUAUGGAAAGCAGUGUGCCUAAUAGCCAUCCUCAACUACUUAAACAAGUCAAUUUUGCAAGGACUGUAGGUGUCAAGCCAGAGCACCGUUUGGAACUACAGUACAGGGAUCCUAGAUUUUAAAUGAAAUGUUACCUCAUGCAUCAUCUUCUGUCAUACUUGUAGAAUUCCAGUUGAUUUCUGUCAAAAUAAAUGUUGCUUUCUGUAAUUUGUACACAUGCUAUAGCUACUGGUUUGGGGUUUUUUUUUUACUGAUCAUUUUUUUACUGACCAUUUAAAGCUUUGCUUUAAAUGUGGGUUUUCUUUAAACUCUAAAGAAACCAAUGAAGGUUACAACUUUGUACAUUUUUUAAAUCACUGCUAAGGUCAGAAGUAUAAAAGUAUGUGUCACAUUAAAAUUGAGUGCUCUUUAUGUAUUUAGCAGAGAUGUAUGUUUUUGCAUUGUUAAAAAGAAUGAUCUAUGCUUUCUUUGAGGGGGAUCUGUGCUCCAAUAUUGUCCAAUAGCUUUCAUAUUCUAAUUACUUUAAUUAAAGUUCUAACAGUUUGCAUAUGA
Pseudopipra pipra is the source of this 11285-nucleotide messenger RNA. It is a transcript of the gene ANKH, whose product is annotated as ANKH inorganic pyrophosphate transport regulator. Gene Ontology annotation, cellular component: plasma membrane. The transcript has 12 exons. Gene Ontology annotation, biological process: phosphate ion transmembrane transport. The record is from RefSeq and is a predicted model, not a curated record. Gene Ontology annotation, molecular function: phosphate transmembrane transporter activity. The coding region runs from base 495 to 1976 and encodes 493 amino acids. Lineage: Eukaryota; Metazoa; Chordata; Aves; Passeriformes; Pipridae.